AUGAAGUCUAAUGCUAAAAAGGAUGGUCUUGAAGUAUUGAAAGCACAAUUACACCAAUAUGCUUGUAAUAAGGAGCCUUAUAAUAGAUCUUAUAUAUCAACUCUUGAUAGAACAAAGAAUCUCGAGUCAAUGGUAAAAAUAAGUUCUUAUUUAAUGUCAAAUGCUAAGCAAGAGCUACAUUAUUAUGGGUUGGAUUUAACAAAAGAAGAAUUGCAAACUAUUUUUCAAGAUAUCGAUUUAUUUUCUGAAAUUAAUGAAGAGAAUAUUAAUAAUUUAGAUAAUUUAAGUGAAUUUGCAAAUUCUUCUGAUCCUGAAAUCGAAUACCAAAACUUAGAACUUGAAAAUUUUAUAGAAUUAAAUAAGGUAGAAUCAAAUACUGAUGAUGAGAAUAUAGAUAAGAAUAAUGAAGAACUCGAUGAAGAAUUCAAUGCUGAAGAAUUUGAUGAAUACAAAUUUGGUGCAGAG
Messenger RNA from Racocetra fulgida, 465 nucleotides. NCBI's taxonomy places the organism in Eukaryota, Fungi, Glomeromycota, Glomeromycetes, Diversisporales, Gigasporaceae. The record is from the annotation of a GenBank genome assembly.